AUUUGUGAUUACGUACAUCGAGUUUGUGUUUUGUUUACGUUUCUAACCGGAAGGAAGAUUGCCCAAGUCGGGUUUACGUUUUUUUGCUGCCCGUGCUCUUUUUUUUAAUUACUUUAAUAACAAAAGUGAGAUAAAAUAUAACGGAGUUGUGUUCGUGAUGUUUUGGUUUAUAAACCACACAAUGUUUCAUGUCCGGAUAAACUGCUGACUUGCCUGGAACUGUGGACGUAUUUCUUCUUUGCACUUGCAGCCAUGCCUGAAGAGGAAGCGGCGGCCUCUUCCCGUCCUGUCCUGUUUUGCUCCCAGAACAGUCGUACGGUCUCUGUGGUUAUCUUCUGUAAUCUCUCGCGGCGCCGUGUAAGACCCGUGUGGGUGGACUUCAAAGGGGAACCGCAGCCAUAUCCCGUCGUAGAGCCAGACUCUGGGGGUAGUAGGAUGAUCACAUAUUUGACUCAUCCUUGGCUCUUCAGAGAUGCAGACACUGAUGAUCGACUUCUUGCCAACCAGCAGCAGGUGUUUCUCCCUUCUCCUAAUGUGGAUGGACAGCCAGGAUAUGUAAACAUUACACUUCCAGUUUACAGUCUGAAGGAAAGAUGUUUGCAAGUCAUCCGUAAACUUGUGAAGUCAGAAGACUACAGAAAACUAGAGCUUGUCCAUUCCCUUUACGAUGACCUGGAAAAUCGUCCAGAUGUCCGUAAAGAUAUUGAGAACAUUUCCAGAUUUCUUGCUGAAAGGAUAGGCUACAAAAAGAGAAUGACAGACAAUCAUCAUGACUAGUGUUAGAAAACAGACUGCAGACUUUAGCUAGGCUCCUGCAUUGAAGCCCUAAGGCAGCAGUUGUGUUGCAUUAAUAUUGUCUGCCCUUUCUGUUUUCCUCCAGUGUGGGGAAGAAUAUAGUGGAUGGAAAAGAGCUCUGUAUUUUGAACGUUCCAUUCUGAGAGGAGAUGACAUCUAGAUAGAUACCUUGCAUUAAAACAUUAAAAAUGUGGAUACUAGCUUUGAUGGUUAUGACAGACUAUUAGCCAUGCAAACCACUGUUUUGGCUACAUGUAGAUUAUCAGUAUCGCUUUGUGUUAAGCCUAGUUUGCAAAAAAUGUUACUUUGAGAGAGGUGGUCAGGUGAUGUCCAUUCCUAACUAUGCAUAAGAGAUAGCAAGAAAAAGGGAUGCAAAAGAAAUGAAAAUGAAAAAAAAAAUCUAACUAUUGUAUCACAGUAAAGACAUAUUUAUUUUUACUUAAGAUACACAGUUAAGUUACUUCAUGUACUAGUAAUUAAAGAUUAUAUACUUUGGUAAGUAAAGAUUAUAACAGAUUUUGUUAGAUAUACUUCAGGAAUUCUAGAUUUUGAUAUCUAAACAAAUGUUUUAUUGAAAAACAGUGGAAACAAGUUUCCCCAGCAUUCAUUAUACUGCCUUAGUUCUUUGACUCCACUAUGAAACUGGACUGAGGUAUUGUAUACUAAUGUUUUAUAUCAGAAUGGUUUGAGCAAAUUUUUCAAGGACUGUUUAAAACUGCAGCCAUUAUUUGUGGAUUUAGUGGGUCUACAAUUGAAGAACUAGUGUGUUUCUUGUAGGUUUGUAAAUUUUCAAGUGAAGAUUUGCUGGGGGGAGGGUAGUGGGAAUGGAGUAGAAGGAUUCUGUAAAUGUGUUUACCCUUGUAAUAUGUCUCAAAUGCAUAGAUGACCUUGGACUUGCUGUUUUUCAAAGCCUGUAAUGCAGUAUAGAUUUUGUUUGCACUUGGGCACAGUAUAUUGUGUUCCAGGUUUGCAAAUGUGUGGAAGUGCUACUCAUCUGUGUGUCACAGUCAACUGAUUUCUUUGUAAAUGGGGAAUUUUGACAGAUGUGCUAACAUAAAGUUAAAUCAAAUGAAACCAGGCUAGUACACAUCAUGGGUUAUUUUGCCUGCAUAGUACCUCCCCUGUAUAUUUGUAUCAGCAUAGUAUCCCUUCAGUAGACUUCCAGCUCUUCCAAAGAAUUCUGUAAUUCGGUAGUUUUCCCCCCAGUUACCCACAUAUUCAGAAUAAGAAAAGUGCCUGUGGUAGUCAUGUGGCUCAUAACCCCUGCUGAUGUGGCUUCUUUGAUAUAAAUUGUAGUAAUGCACUCAUAGAAGUCUAAUUAUCCACUUCCACUCUUUCAGACAGCUUGUUCAUUAUACCUUCGAUAAUCUCUUCCUACCCCUCUCCCAGCACAUGCAUAGGCAAACUGUUCCUUAGAAUGUGUUUGCUUGUAUGACCCUCUCUACAUUGCUGUAAGCCAGCUGGAGACUGGACUGCUAGUGUCCUCAGGAAUCAGAAAUGCACCGAGUAGAGUUAUUGCCUUACCCAAGAAGAAAUGGGGAGGAAUAUGCUAUUUAUGAUUGUUUUUGUACAGAAUUUUGGAGUACUGAGGUAGAAGGGUGAGACAUUUAAGCUACUUGGAAUAUGACAAAAUUUUCAUUGUGGCGCAGUAACAUAGUUUGAAAGAUAGAUGUUUUCAUUACUAGGUAGUUUUUAAUCUCCUAACAUGGGGUUUCCUCAGUUUGGGGGAAAGGAUUGCUGUCAUUCAAGAAACCGUGUAUUUUAAAUCCUGUGGAGGAUCAGGAACUUGUGCUGGGGAGAAGAUUAUUAAACUGGCACUAUUUGAACAGAGUGAGAUGUUAAUGCAUGUGCAGUUUAACAUAUGAGCUUAGGAGUCUGCAUUGUGUUUGCAUCAUGCAUGCUUAAUGGGCUACAUUGCAUAUAUAUUUGGCUACUGGGGCCCAAGACAUCUACAGACAAAACAUUUCCAUGUGUCAGUAUUUUGUUAGUCAUUUAGGUUCAUUGUACCUAACAGUGCAGCUGUUUGUGUUCUGCAGGUCAUUCAGAAUUUCUGUAUGUGGUGGUACAUUUUAUGUGUGAACACCUUCAAAGCCAUAAACUAUAUUCAUUUUCAUUUUGCUGUACUUAAGCCUCUUAACUCUUGGGAUCCCCUAUUUAAAUUGUGAGACCCAUAGUUUAGAGUCAAUAUAAUCAUGAAAGUAAGCUUUAAAAGCUGUCUUUUCUUGCAGAAGGGAUUAUUCUCAUACUUUUAUGUAAACUAUGUCUGUGGUUGCUGUACUUCAGGCAAAAUGGCAACCACAGUGUCAACUUUCACAGUUGGGGAUUUACAAUCCUGGGUUUUGAAGAAAUGUGAUUGCAUCCCAGUUCUUCAGUAAUGGCGCUUGAUAUUUUAAAAGAAUAUUUAAUAAGCAUAUGCAGUUAAAAUAGACAUGUUUAGUAUUAAUUUUAAAUGUGAACAGGAAACACUUUAUAUUUCUGAGUUUUAUUAACACUACACUGCACACUUUGGUGAAAGUAUACACAUGUUUAGAUUAGUAAAGGUUAAUCAUUCUGCUUAUUUUACAGUUUUCUGCAAUGCACUAUCCAUAUAUUUUUAUAAAUAAAGAAAACUGAUGGUAAGAGA
Molecule: messenger RNA, 3418 nt
Organism: Protopterus annectens (West African lungfish)
Lineage: Eukaryota; Metazoa; Chordata; Ceratodontiformes; Protopteridae
Gene: VHL
Product: von Hippel-Lindau tumor suppressor
Exons: 3
Coding region: 253-777 (174 amino acids)
Source: RefSeq, a predicted model, not a curated record